AUGACUACGAUAUCGCCUCCGUCAAUAGCGACAGGCGAGGAGGCCCUCGCGGCGUCCACGAAGGAACCAGAGCGGCAGGCUGUUGAUCAUCAACGUUUGAUUACUGACGCCCAAGCUUCCUCGACCCACGCCCACGCCACGGCGGCGGUGCCUCCAAGACACGACUUUCAUGAUGCGACUGCGCUGCUCACGUCAGCAUGUGACGCCCUUCGAAACGGCCAGAUGGUUGCAGUGCCCAACUUUUCGCUGAUGGACUCCAUGGCUGCCGUCAAGAUCAUGGAUGCAAGAAUGGAUUCGGGCAUGGAGCUGCCUGCCUCGGAGUUGCCAGAAUCGGAUCGAUUGGAUACAGCAGAUAGUCAGGUCAGCUUGGAGGACUUUGAUCCUUUCAAGCCGCUCACAGUGCCCGACGUGCUGUGGAUCAUGGAUCGUCUCCUAGCAUGCGAAGCCGCGUGGCAUCGCGGAUCGGCGCUGUCCCAGACCCUCUAUACAUGCCUCUACUUUCACGCUAUCAAGAGCCUUUCUCACAAGCAUCCGCGUUUUCAGCCUUUGUCUGCUUUCAGAGACGGUACAGGGAAGAUCCCUGCAGAAGCCAGCACAUCAGCAGCAGCUUCAACGACGUCCGAUCAUCCCCCUUUGCAGCUCGUGUACAAGGUCCUGAGAGCCUUCCUCUUGGGCACAGUCAAAACCAUUGACAUCGCUUGGUCCGAGCUCGCUUCCAAGCAACAUCUUCAUGAUGGCGAAGACUUUUCUUCAGACAAGAGUGGACUCAGCCUCCUCGAGACCACCGACACUGGAUACAUCGUCGCCGAGCUGGAGGACGCGCUGGAGUGGUUGCAGUCGCAGUCGGGCCGUUUGCCCCCUAGCCAUGUGGACGCUCUCAGAGCGAGGCUUGGGUUUCGUAAGCAGAUGCUGUACGCGGCUCGUCUACUGCAGAGUCCGGCCGAGGCUGCGCACUUGGACGUCGUGAUGCAUGCCAAGUUCGCCCGGCGCAGUUGGACCCUGCUGCUUCCCAUGUCGGACACAGCGGAUGCGAACGGCAACACGACGUCUGAGCGUGGAGCGUCGUCGCCGGGUAGCAGCAAAGAAGGUGCGUCACAAGUGAUGCCGUUGCGGCCAGCGGACCGGAUUGCAGCGCCUUCACCUGCAUCUAUCGCCGCCUUCGAUCCGGCGUACAAUCGCCGUCUGGCGUGGUGUCAGGCGCUCAGACCCAUCUCACUGCCCACAGCCCACGACACUUGGCGUAUUCUGGAUGGUAUCCUCGAAGAGCUUCAAGAUGUGGUUCGCGUUCUACAGCAUCCAGACUGGCUCAACUGGAAGUCCUUCUUCACACUUCGCGCCGUCCGCUUCCAGCAAUCGCAACCACUCGCAGCGACGCCCUACGUGCGGUCCUUGUUUCAGACCGUCAUUUGCGAUCGAAGCAUGAUCGCCACUCGAUUGCCCCUCGAAUGGAUCACUGAGGCCUUCUUUCAGGAGGUGGCUCUCGUCGACCCGCUGCUUCUUCGCCGUGCUUCGCGCAUCGGCAGAAGCAACGUCGAGGGCGGAGCACAGACAAUGUGGAACGCUCCGCCGCCACUUGGGCAGCGCUUCCACUACUUUACCCAAAGGGUAGCCGGCCAGCUGGUGCAGUAUCUGACGGCGCUCUCGCAGAAUCGCUCUCGCUGCAAGCGAGUCUUAUCUUCGAAGCUCUACGGCGAAUGGGUCCACAUCUCCGAGGAAGCAGGCGACAUUGGUCGUCAGCUGGAGGCAAACCUGUUACCGGGCGACCGUUAUCUUCCCGACUCACUCUUUGCAGCUACUCAGCACCUUGCGCUCGAGAUCAUGACACAAAUCACGCUCUCUGGAUUCGAACUCGAUCUUUAUACCGUCGGCACGGAUCGCGAGACAAUGUGGUGGCUUGCCAGCCGCAUCCAGGUCGAGCAGAGUAUUGUGUGCUCCGACCUUCGAGUCGAACUUUCCAAGUUGCUCGAACGACUUUUGCCCGAACAUCGACCACGCCGAUAUGCUCGCACGAUCCUCUAUCUUUCGCGCCAGAUCCUUCUGGCACAAGCCCUGGAGCAGCUGGCUGUCAGCACCAUCUUCUUGGUACAGCUCUCCGAUCAAACCCGACGGACUCAGCAAGGAGCGGAACAGCUUUGGCAAGCGCUCUGUCCCGGACAAAGCGAUUGCUCGGUAGAAAUGGAAGCCGCCGUGUUCUCUACCAGGAUCAAGUGGAUGCGCUCGAAUGUACGUCGACAGCUCGAGGACGACGAAGCUUCCAUUGACAAGGAUCCCGGCGAAACGCUGUGGCAAGAGUUCCUAGACUUCAGAGCGGAGCUGCAGGCCACUGAUGAAGACACCUUGGCCGCAGUUGCAGGCGACAGAUUGGAUCAGGCUAUCGCACACCUACAGCAGCUUUCAGAGUCGUUGUCCGACGAACAUCAAUAUGAGCUUGGAGCCGUAGCUUUCAGCGGAAUGGUCGCUAUACUUUUGGCAACAGCACGCCACAACAGAAAGUCGCUGGCUACAACACUAUCAGCUGGACACGAUCCAAAGCAACGCGAACGCGGGGCCCAGCACGAAUGGAUCUUCGAGCACCCCUGGAUACCCAAGUGGACUCCACCUGAACGCAAAUCAGCAUAA
This is a messenger RNA of Pseudozyma hubeiensis SY62, 2619 nucleotides long. RefSeq lists its product as hypothetical. Gene Ontology annotation, cellular component: NatC complex. The transcript has a single exon. Lineage: Eukaryota; Fungi; Basidiomycota; Ustilaginomycetes; Ustilaginales; Ustilaginaceae. The record is from RefSeq and is a predicted model, not a curated record. Gene Ontology annotation, biological process: N-terminal peptidyl-methionine acetylation. The coding region runs from base 1 to 2619 and encodes 872 amino acids.